Molecule: messenger RNA, 3022 nt
Organism: Castor canadensis (American beaver)
Lineage: Eukaryota; Metazoa; Chordata; Mammalia; Rodentia; Castoridae
Source: RefSeq, a predicted model, not a curated record
CGCUCGGCCCGGGCGGGCGAUGCGGGCGGCGCGGGCGGCCCCCUCCCCCGGCCCGCGUCUCCGGGACGGCUGCGGGCGGCCCCCCCGGCGGCCGGAGGGCUCCCCGGCCCCAAUCUGACGGCGGCGGCGGCCACAGCGGCGGCGGGAGCCCCGGCUCGCUGUCCUCCGACCCUCGCCCCCAACCCAGCGACAGCCAGAGGGUGCCGGUCCUCGGCCUCCCGGGUCUCCGCUCCGGGAAGCGGCUCCGAGCCCGGGCCCGAGGGCUGUUACACACUCGUGUUGAGCACAUCACAGAUUAAGGGCCCUUUAAAGAUCUGGAUUGAUUGGAAGGACAACAAUUAAAAGCAAUCUGAUCCAGCCCUAUGCCGGAUCCCUGCGGAUUUUCUCCUUAUCCCGUUUCCAUCUACUGUCACAAUUUGAGAAUCUGCCUGAUUUGAUCAGCUUCACCUCUGGGGGAGGUGUAAUGCCAAGGUUAGGAGGACGACAAGUUAGUGGCAACUUUAUGAUCUGCCCAUCAGCAGACUAAGAAACGCUGCCUCCGAAUUUCCAUAUCAACCCUUUGGAAAAAAACAAGUUCCUGACUGGUGGCAAACCUGCAGUGCUCGAGUCUCUGGGACAUCCUAGCCACCAUCACCUGGUAGAUGUGGCAUUUCCAUGCUGAGGCCGCGAGUCCCCCCUAACCCCUCCGCUGCCUCUCCAGGGCCUCUCGGGCCAUUCCUCUUCGGACUGUACAGCCAUGCUGCACCUGCUGGCGCUCUUCCUGCACUGCCUUCCUCUGGCCUCUGGGGACUACGACAUCUGCAAAUCCUGGGUGACCACAGACGAGGGCCCCACCUGGGAGUUCUACGCCUGCCAGCCCAAGGUGAUGCGCCUGAAGGACUACGUCAGGGUGAAGGUGGAACCCUCAGGCAUCACCUGUGGAGACCCUCCUGAAAGGUUCUGUUCCCACGAGAAUCCUUAUCUGUGCAGCAACGAGUGUGACGCCUCCAACCCAGACCUGGCCCACCCGCCCCGGCUCAUGUUCGACAGGGAGGACGAGGGACUGGCCACCUACUGGCAGAGCAUCACUUGGAGCCGCUACCCGAGCCCCCUGGAAGCCAAUAUCACCCUGUCUUGGAACAAGAGCGUGGAGCUGACCGACGACGUGGUGAUGACCUUCGAGUACGGCCGGCCCACCGUCAUGGUCCUCGAGAAGUCCCUGGACAACGGGCGCACAUGGCAGCCGUACCAGUUCUACGCGGAGGACUGCAUGGAGGCCUUCGGCAUGUCCGCCCGCCGGGCCCGCGACAUGUCGUCGUCCAGCGCCCACCGCGUGCUGUGCACCGAGGAGUACUCGCGCUGGGCCGGCUCCAAGAAGGAGAAGCACGUGCGCUUCGAGGUGCGCGACCGCUUCGCCAUCUUCGCCGGCCCCGACCUGCGCAACAUGGACAACCUGUACACGCGGCUGGAGAGCGCCAAGGGCCUCAAGGACUUCUUCACCCUCACCGACCUGCGCAUGCGCCUGCUGCGCCCCGCGCUGGGCGGCACCUACGUGCAGCGCGAGAACCUCUACAAGUACUUCUAUGCCAUCUCCAACAUCGAGGUCAUCGGCAGGUGCAAGUGCAACCUGCACGCCAACCUGUGCUCAGUGCGCGAGGGCAGCCUGCAGUGCGAGUGUGAACACAACACCACCGGCCCUGACUGCAGCAAGUGCAGGAAGAAUUUCCGCACACGGGCCUGGCGUGCCGGCUCCUACCUGCCGCUGCCCCAUGGCUCUCCCAACGCCUGUGCCGCUGCAGGCUCCGCCUUUGGCAACUGUGAGUGCUACGGCCACUCCAACCGCUGCAGCUACAUUGACUUCCUGAACGUGGUGACAUGUGUCAGCUGCAAGCAUAACACCCGAGGCCAGCACUGCCAGCACUGUCGCCUGGGCUACUACCGAAAUGGCUCGGCUGAGCUGGAUGACGAGAACGUCUGCAUUGAGUGUAACUGCAACCAGAUCGGCUCCGUGCACGACCGGUGCAACGAGACGGGCUUCUGCGAGUGCCGCGAGGGCGCGGUAGGGCCCAAGUGUGACGACUGCCUCCCCACGCACUACUGGAGGCAGGGCUGCUACCCCAACGUGUGCGACGACGACCAGCUGCUCUGCCAAAACGGUGGCACCUGCCUGCAGAACCAGCGCUGCGCCUGCCCGCGCGGCUACACCGGCGUGCGCUGCGAGCAGCCCCGCUGCGACCUGGCCGAUGACGACGGCGGCCUGGACUGCGAUCGCGCGCCCGGGGCCGUCCCUCGCCCCGCCACCCUGCUCGGCUGCCUGCUGCUGCUGGAGCUGGCCGCACGCCUGGGCUGCUGAGCCCGCCCGGGGGACCCUCGCCCGGGGGUCCCAGGGCCCGCGUCCGAGGCCGGGCGGCGACAAGGGUGCGGCCCAGCUGCUCCCAGGUGCUACUCAGCAGAGUCCUCCCGCCCUCCCCGCUCCAGCCCCGGCGCUCGUGCCCGCCCGGCACUGCCCUCCCUGCACCGCAGGGGGCGCUGUGGGGCCCUGGCCCGGCGGCCUGCGACUUUGAUUUAUUUGGUUAUGUCACCCAUCGCCCCAUCCUUCUUUUUCUUUUUCUUUUCUUUUCUUUCUUUCUUUCUUUUUUUUUUUGUUGCUACUGGUGAGACGGGGGGUCGGGAGAAAUGCUGCUCAGCCCAACACCCCCAGGUCCUGCCCCCAACCUCACAUAACACACAGAACUGUUGCAGACACCCCCUGCGCCCGUCCCUGGGUCAUCACCAGCCAGCGGACCCGGACUCCGGUCGCUGACUUGAUUCUCUUUUAUAUUCUUUCUUUAUUUUCCUUUGCAACCCACCAGGCCCCAGGCCUGGUAACCAAGGAACUCGCCGUCUGGGGGAGGGGGCAGAAAGAAGGGUUGGGGGCGGGGCGGAAACUUUGUUUUGUAGAGAACUAUUUUUGUUUGCAUUCCCUGUCCCCUCGGGUGGGAGCUGGUCACUGCGGUGGCUGAUGGUGUAUAACCGGACAGAGUAAACAGUGCUCACUGCUGCC